Messenger RNA from Teleopsis dalmanni, 4773 nucleotides. It is a transcript of the gene Abl, whose product is annotated as tyrosine-protein kinase Abl. The coding region runs from base 1 to 4683 and encodes 1560 amino acids. Gene Ontology annotation, molecular function: protein binding; non-membrane spanning protein tyrosine kinase activity; ATP binding. Lineage: Eukaryota; Metazoa; Arthropoda; Insecta; Diptera; Diopsidae. Gene Ontology annotation, biological process: protein phosphorylation. The transcript has 9 exons. The record is from RefSeq and is a predicted model, not a curated record.
AUGGAUGAUGAUGAUGUUUUGCAAGGUCCAAUCCACAGAAAUUAUCAACGUGAUGCAGGAAAAUAUCAAAUUAAUUUAGAAGCGCUGUUACAGUCCCGACCUCUGCCACAUAUUCCCCCUGGUACGACAUUACUCACAGACGCAGACUUACAUACGCAAAGUCAAGAUGGCAUAUCUCUGCACACACAAAAUCAUAGUCAAGGACAUAGUUCCGCCACAUCUGGUUUCGAGUCAGCACAUCGUUGGACAUCCAAAGAAAAUCUCUUAGCGCCUGGUCCCGAAGAAGAUGAUCCGCAAUUAUUCGUAGCUUUAUACGACUUUCAAGCAGGCGGUGAGAACCAAUUAAGUCUUAAAAAAGGCGAACAAGUCCGCAUUUUAUCAUAUAACAAAUCUGGUGAAUGGUGUGAGGCACAUUCAGAUUCUGGUAAUGUCGGUUGGGUGCCUUCAAACUAUGUAACACCACUAAACUCACUCGAGAAACAUUCUUGGUAUCAUGGGCCUAUAUCACGCAACGCGGCUGAAUAUUUGCUCAGUUCAGGUAUAAAUGGUAGUUUUCUAGUACGUGAAAGUGAAAGUUCACCUGGUCAAAGAAGUAUUAGUUUAAGAUAUGAAGGUCGCGUCUAUCAUUAUCGAAUAUCAGAAGAUCCGGAUGGCAAAGUAUUUGUGACAGCUGAAGCCAAAUUUAAUACACUAGCAGAAUUAGUACACCAUCAUAGUGUACCACAUGAGGGACAUGGACUGAUUACACCAUUAUUAUACCCAGCGCCAAAGCAAAAUAAACCAACAGUAUUCCCGUUAAGCCCAGAACCAGAUGAAUGGGAAAUUUGUCGUACUGAUAUUGUAAUGAAACAUAAAUUGGGUGGAGGCCAAUAUGGUGAAGUAUACGAAGCUAUAUGGAAACGUUAUGGCAAUACAGUAGCUGUAAAGACACUUAAGGAGGACACAAUGGCCCUUAAGGAUUUUCUUGAUGAGGCUGCCAUUAUGAAGGAGAUGAAACAUCCAAAUUUAGUGCAACUAAUUGGUGUAUGUACACGAGAGCCGCCCUUCUAUAUUAUCACCGAAUUUAUGUCACAUGGCAAUUUAUUAGAUUUUUUGCGUUCUGCCGGCCGUGAAACACUAGAUGCAGUUGCGCUUCUUUAUAUGGCCACUCAAAUUGCCUCUGGUAUGAGCUAUUUAGAAUCUCGCAACUAUAUACAUCGAGAUUUAGCGGCACGCAAUUGCCUUGUGGGUGAUAAUAAACUUGUAAAAGUAGCAGAUUUUGGUCUGGCGCGGCUGAUGCGUGAUGACACCUAUACAGCACAUGCUGGUGCUAAAUUUCCCAUAAAAUGGACCGCCCCCGAGGGAUUGGCAUAUAAUAAAUUUAGCACAAAAUCAGAUGUCUGGGCUUUUGGAGUGCUGUUAUGGGAAAUUGCUACAUAUGGAAUGUCUCCAUAUCCUGGUAUUGAUCUCACAGAUGUAUUUCAUAAAUUAGAGAAGGGUUACCGUAUGGAAAGACCGCCAGGAUGUCCGCCAGAAGUGUACGAUUUGAUGCGUCAAUGUUGGCAGUGGAAUGCAGCGGAUAGGCCUUCAUUUAAGAGCAUACACCAUGCUCUGGAGCAUAUGUUUCAGGAAUCAUCGAUAACUGAAGCGGUCGAGAAACAACUGAAUGCUACAACAACAACAGCUGCAACACAGAGCCUUACGCCACAAAUGGGUAAAAAAGGUGUGCCGUCAAUGGUAAGUGGUAGCGGCGUUGGACUAACACCAGGUGGUCAUCACGAUCAGCAGGCGAGCACACCAAUGUCAGAAACUGGUUCCACAUCAACAAAACUGAGUACAUUUUCCAGUCAGGGUAAGGGUAAUGUGCAAAUGCGUCGGACAACAAAUAAGCAAGGCAAACAAGCACCUGCGCCACCAAAACGAACAAGUUUGCUAUCAACAAGUCGUGAUUCUACUUAUCGUGAGGAUGAUUCGCGCAAUUUAAUUGACGAAUUGAAUACAAAUGGUCUGUCACGCGACAUAAAUAAUUUAGCGCACCGGUAUGACUCAGAGAAUGACAACAAUGCAGGUGAUCCAGAUACAGAUGCAACUGGUGAUAGUUUGGAGCAAAGUAUUUUACCACAAAAUAAAAUGCAACAUUCUUUACAUGGCAAUAAUAUUGGUUCACGUACUUCACAACAGCAUAGCUCAUUUAAGAGACUCACUCCGGUCAUGGGUAAUCGUGGCUUAGAAACACGUCAAAGUAAACGUUCACAACAACAUCCAUCACGAGAGAAUAGCAAUAGUGGCGGUAGUAGCAGUGGUGGUGGAAAUGGUACACCACAUCCCAUAACUGUAGGAGCACUAGAAGUAAUGAAUGUCAAACGCGUUGUUAAUCGCUAUGGAACUUUACCGAAAGUACAGCGUAUUGGUGCAUUUCUAGACAGUUUAGAGAAUACAACUACAUCAUUACCUACAAAUGCACCAGUGCCUCCAGCGGCAACCACAAAUGGUCAUAUAUUACAUCCGUCUAGACAGCAACCACCUGUGAUUCCUGCAGUUGCUCAGAAACUCGUAACUGUUGCAAAUGCGUCAACACCACCACAACAAAUGAUACGUAGCAAUUCAUCUAGUGGUGUUACCAUGCAAAAUAAUGCUUCAGCAAGUUUAAAUAAAUUGCAACGCCAUCGCACUGCAACUGAUGGCACUAUAAUGACAUUCUCUUCUUUCCGUGGCGCAUCUUCCAGUAAUUCACCAAAACGCGGACAACAACCAGCAUUGGCCAAUUUAGAAUUUCCACCACCGCCAUUAGAUUUGCCACCACCACCAGAGGAAUUUGAAACACCUCCACCACCGCCACCACCAGCGCCCGAAUUGACGACAGCAGUUAAUGCUAAUUCACAGAUAACAUUACCUAAUAGCAGUGUAAACGAUGUCUCCAAUACAGCCCCUAGUGUGGAGGAAGCUAGCUCAAGAUUUGGCGUUUCACUACGUAAACGUGAACCUUCUACUGAUUCUUGUAGCUCUUUAGGCUCUCCACCAGAUGGAGUAACAAGUAAUACUCAAGAACUGAUUAUGAAAGAAAAAUUAAUGGCAGAAAUAAAAGAUCGUUCCAAAGAAAAUUCCUCCAGCAGUGCAAAUACACAAAAUGGCAUACAUGCUCCUGCCAACGGCGUAGAUCCUGUGUCGCUUUUAGUCACAGAAUUAGCUGAAAGUAUGAACUUACCAAAAAAAUCCUCUUUAUCUCAAAAAACACUUGUUGAUACGAAUAAUUCUAAUCAACAAAGCAGUGGUAAUACAAAUACUUUUAAGGCGCAAUUAAAAAAGGUGGAUCAAAAGAAAUUAUCUAUGCCUGUAGCAAAAAAUGAGAAUCAGACUACAAUCAUUGACUUUAAAGCUCACUUACGUAAAGUUGACAAAGAUAUAAAAGACAACAGUAAGAAGGACGAUGAUAACUCUAAACAAAAUAAUCACACCCAAAAGACGCAAAAUAGUAAUUCCUCUGGGGCACUCAACAGAAAAGACGAAAAGAAAUUUACGACACUUAAUAAUGCUGCAAAUGUGCAAACAACUCACAAGACUGAAAUCAAAAUUGACGUAAACAAUUCCAAUGCAAAUUCUAACUCUAAUUCCAAUGCUCAUGAUGUUAAUUUAAACACCAAUACGAAUACCAAUUGUUUCAACUCAACAACUGCAAACGAUGUUGUAGAUUCCACAACUUACAGCGGCACUAGCAGUGACAUUGAUGGUGGCAAACGUCGCAGCACAGGUAGUAUAAGUAGUCUGAAAAAGCUGUGGGAGCAACCUGGGGGUGGCGCUGAUUAUGCCAGCACUCAACCUGCAAAUAGCACAAACACUAACAGCACUCAACUAUCCCCCAACUUCGGUUUGAAACCCUCAAAUGUCUUAGUUACACCUACUGCAAAUCAAAAUAGAUUUCCACCCAUUAGCACACAAACCUCACCUAGAUCCAACAACCCCACAACAAACAAACCACCACCAGCAGCACCUCCACCACCACCUCCGACCAACAAUACCAGUAGCAAUAAUCAAAGUUCAACCAACAAUCCAACUUAUCAACUAACCACUUCCGUUUCGACACAACUCUUCGCAGAUAGCAAUGGAGAGAAAAGCGCUGAAUCAAAUAACUCAACCAAUACCACAACAACAACGACAAACAACGAAAUCAUGUCACAAUCGCUAUACGUAGAGAACACUACGAAUAACACAAAUAACAAAUUAACUGCGUCCACAAUAUCGAACGUCAACAAUACUAAUUUGAACAAACCCGCCGUUCCAUUGAAACCCACCAAGCUUACAAUUUAUGCAACACCUAUGGCACAGAAAAUAGCAGCUGGUACCCUCGAUGCUAAUUCAACACCGAUUACAGCCAUAAACUCUACACAAAUAUCACGCGAAUCAAUAUUGGAGUUAGUUGGUCUACUUGAAGGUACUCUCAAGCAUCCAGUUAGUUCCAUAUCAGCUUCGCAAUGGUUGCAAUUAAGUGAUAAGCUAAAUAUUUUACAGAAUAGUUGCGUAGUUUUCGCAGACAACGAAUCAAUGCCACCGCAUUCCAAAUUCCAUUUUCGUGAGUUGGUAACGCGCGUGGAGACUCAAUCCCAGAAUUUGCGCACAGCUGGUAGUAAAAAUGUGCAAGACAACGAGCGUUUGAUAAACGAAGUCGGUCAGUCACUCAAACAGAUAACGAACGCGUUGCAUAGGUAAAUAAUAAGGAACGGGGCGGGGGCUGGUAAUGCAGAUGGCAAAGGUGGUGGCUUCGAUUUAUGGCUCGAUGCUGAAGGAAAUUUCAUUAAA